UGAUGCGAUAUCUAGAAUAAACCAAAAACAAUUGGUUUGUUUUGCUAGUCAGUGAAGGGGCUUGCAAGGACAUCAAUCCCUGAUUGGUUGUGAUGCUGGGGAAAGUAUACACACCCUUGCGAUGCAUGGAAAUUCGAGUUGUUCUUUAACUGAAGAACUAUAAAAACGAAUACGGGACCUUCUGGAAAUCAUUCUCAUUUUACGAGAGCAACAGUUAACAAUUCUGAGAAAAAUGGCUUUCAAGUUUGUCCUUUUGGCGACCCUUCUCGCUGCGGCCAAUGCUGGAGUCAUUGCCCCACAUGGUCAUGCAUCGUCUCAUCAAUCGAUCCAGCUCCACCAUUCUGCCCCAGUUCAUCAUGUAGCUGCUGUCCAUGCUGCACCAGUUCACCACGUGGCCGCUAUCCAUGCUGCUCCUGUCCAUCACACCGUCGUGAAGGAAGUCGAGCACCACGCUCCAGCCAACUACGAAUUCUCCUACUCCGUCCACGAUGAGCACACCGGAGAUAUCAAGAGCCAGCACGAAACCCGUCAUGGAGAUGAAGUCCAUGGACAAUACAGCCUGAUCGAUUCCGAUGGCCACCACCGUAUUGUUGACUACCAUGCUGAUCAUCAUUCUGGAUUCAAUGCCGUCGUCCGUCGUGAACCAACCAACGUCAAGAUCGCCCAACCAGUGCACAAGGUCAUUGCUCAGCCAGUGCAUAUUGCCACCCAUGCUGUCGCUCCGGUGCAUCAUGCCACUAUCUCUCACCAUCAUGCUGCUCCCGUUUAUCAUGCCACCGUAUCCCACCACCAGCAUGCGGCUCCAGUGAUUGAGCACGUUUCGCACCACCACGCCGCCCCCAUUGUCCACUCUCACAGCACCCACCAUGUUGUUCCAGUAGUCCAGCAUGUUUCCCAUGUUGCUCCAGUUGCUCACUACAGUCAUCAUGAUGGACAUCAUGCCAGUGGUCACUACAGUCAUUACUAGAAUGCAACCGUCGGAGAUAACAACAAACUAGCUCGUUGAACCUGAUAAUGUAAUGUAGAUGAAAUGUUUAUAGAAUAAAGAUUCAUUUUAUACAAA
Molecule: messenger RNA, 1063 nt
Organism: Aedes albopictus (Asian tiger mosquito)
Lineage: Eukaryota; Metazoa; Arthropoda; Insecta; Diptera; Culicidae
Product: cuticle protein 8-like
Exons: 2
Coding region: 233-967 (244 amino acids)
Cellular component (GO): extracellular matrix
Source: RefSeq, a predicted model, not a curated record